AUGAGUCCUCGCCAUGCUGGUUCUGCUGUCGUAGCUUCGGUCGCCCCAGCGCCUGUGCAAAAGCUGGGUCGUGCUGGUGAUUGCAGUGCUGCCGGAUGUGGUUAUCCAGGUGUAUGUGCGCAUGGUAGUGUCCGAUUCAUUGGACCAGGUACCCAGGAUUUUAUAGAUGAAGAAGAGACUCUUCUUAAGGACAAAGUAUGGCUCGAGGAAACCGUAGCUAUCUACUCUUGCGAACGUGGUUUCGUGCUACUGGGGCCUGCACGAAGACAGUGCCAGGCUGAUGGCACGUGGUUACCAGAGGGCAUACCAUUUUGUGUUCUAAAUGUUGCUGGAGGCAAGGCACCGAUGCAAUCUAGUAGUUCGGAGGGUGGAAUUCCGCAACGAGCAGUAGAUGGUAGCAGUGGUCAGAUCUAUAGUCCCCAAACUUGCACCCUGACCAGGCCAGAACACAGGCCGUGGUGGUACGUGAACCUACUCGAGCCAUAUAUGGUGCAACUCGUGAGACUCGACUUUGGCAAGCCAUGUUGCGGUGAUGGAAUACCUGGAACGAUUGUAGUUCGUGUCGGCAAUAAUCGUCCAGACUUGGGUACCAAUCCAAUUUGCAAUCGCUUUACUGGGCCUCUUGAAGAAGGUCAGCCCCUAUUUCUACCUUGUAAUCCACCUAUGCCAGGAGCUUUUGUCUCCGUGCAUCUUGAAGCAAAUGCACCGACACCGGUACCUGUGCAACUGUCGCUCUGCGAGGCCUUCGUGUACACUGAUCAGGCACUUCCAAUCGAAAGAUGCCCACAGUUUAGAGAUCAUCCACCGGGAUCGACGGCCACUUAUAAUGGAAAAUGCUAUAUUUUCUAUAAUCGUCAACCAAUGAUAUUCAAAGAAUCUCUGGCGUUCUGUCGUGCGAGAGGCGGCACCUUGGUGGACGAAAGCAAUCCUGCGCUGCAAGGAUUCAUCUCGUGGGAGUUAUGGAGACGUCACAGGAGCGACACUUCGAGUCAAUACUGGAUGGGUGCAGUGAGAGAUCAAAAAGAUCGUUCAGUUUGGCGAUGGACCGGGAGUAGCGAAGAAGUCUCAGUUUCUUUCUGGAGCCUACCUCAAGGCACAGAAGAAGAUUGCGCCCGAUACGAUGGUAGCAGAGGCUGGCUCUGGUCUGAUACACCUUGUACAGCUCGGUUAAAUUUCAUCUGUCAGCAUCAACCACGAGCGUGUGGUAGGCCAGAACAGCCGCCGAACUCGACAAUGACCGUGACCACGCCAACAGAUCGGAGUUCAGCGAGCACGUAUGAAGUCGGAGCAACGGUGGAGUAUACCUGUAACGCGGGUAGCCUUCUUAUAGGACCGUCGACUCGGACCUGCCUCGACACCGGUUUCUACAACGAGUUUCCACCGAUCUGUAAAAGCAUCGAGUGCGGCUAUCCAGCGAACGUGAAACAUGGAGGGUACACGCUCAUUAAUAAUACCGUGACCUAUCUCAGCCAGGUGUUUUAUUCCUGCGAAGAAGGGUACGAGAUGACAGGACGUGCAAGAUUGACUUGCGACAUCGACGAACGUUGGAACGGACCACCGCCGCGUUGCGAGCCUAUUUUAUGCAAUCCUCCGACACCUGUUCCAUACAGUCACAUCCAGAUCGAUGAGAUCGACGAAACUGAGAAGAUUCCAGGAAAGGCGAGUCAGAAUCGAAGCCUUCUCGUUGGCAGUAUCGUCACGUAUACCUGCGAGAAGGGCUACAGACUCAAUGGUUUCAGACAAAUACUAUGUCUACCUACUGGACUGUAUGAUCAUGUCGCACCUACCUGCACGGAGGAGCCUCAAAGCACGGUUACCGUCCCCCCCAAGAUAACAGUGCGAUCAACUACGGCUAGAACACGUCACACGUUCCUACCGCCUAAGGUGCGACCGACAACCUUGUCAACGACUACCACGACCACCACCACAGUCUUUCCUACCCGGAAAGCUGCCAGUACCGGUGAAUUACCAGCUACAGUCAGGGAAACCGUUCAGAAAAAGCCGAUCAGCGGUCUACAAAGGCCGGGCUCGUCUACAACUAUACUGAACGAUGACAGCAGCGAUCAUCCUCAGGAUAACGAGAUAUCCGGGAGCGGCGUAGACAACGCACAGGUUGGCAUCGGGACCGGCGUGCUGGAGCCAUCCGGUCCAUUCAGAGUGGAUAGCGCGAAUCAACCGCAUAACACCCAUCAAGCAAAAUUAAAUCUGGGCGCUGUGAUCGCGCUGAGUGUCUUUGGUGGUUUCGUAUUCCUCGCCGCUGUGAUUACUACGGUUGUGAUACUUAUACGCAGGAAUCGUGGAAGAAGUAGUAAGCACUACAGACACCGUGCAUCUCCUGACUGCAACACCGUAGCUAGUUUCGGAAGCAGUUCUUCAGAAAGUCGAGGUGGCUUGAAUCACUAUUACAGACAGGCUUGGGAGAACCUGCACGAGACCGCUGGUCAGAAAGUUGCUCAUCCACCGCUCCGUCGCAAGGAAACCCUGGAUGAACCAGGAUACCGAGAAAAUUAUCGCGGCAACAACACUGAAAGGGAUGGUUCGGAGUUAGUUGUGAGCGACGUUGCCACUUACCCAUCCAACAAGCAUGCCAGCAUCUCUGACAAGAAACGCCAUCAUCAUCAUCAUCAUCAUCAUCACGAUAAUUCCACGCCUGAGUGGAGACCGUCGCAGUCUCAUCACAGAUAUUGA
Molecule: messenger RNA, 2688 nt
Organism: Dufourea novaeangliae
Lineage: Eukaryota; Metazoa; Arthropoda; Insecta; Hymenoptera; Halictidae
Exons: 11
Coding region: 1-2688 (895 amino acids)
Source: RefSeq, a predicted model, not a curated record